AUGCAGUUCUGCCCCUACGACGGCACGCUGCUCCAGGUGCACAUCUUCGCCCAGGGCACGCCGGCGAGCGAGCUGCGCUUCUUCUGCCCGCUCUGCCCCUACAUCCACUCGCCGAAGAAGAAGCACGCGCUCGACGUGCCGACGACGCGGAAGAAGAUCGACGACAUCAUGGGCGGCGACGCCGCGUGGGAGAACGUGGACCGGACGGCCGUGACCUGCCCCGCCUGCUCCCACGGCGAGGCCUUCUUCAUGCAGCUCCAGAUCCGGAGCGCCGACGAGCCCAUGACGACCUUCUUCAAGUGCGCGAAGACGGGCUGCGGCCACCGAUGGAACGAGUAG
Aureococcus anophagefferens is the source of this 339-nucleotide messenger RNA. RefSeq lists its product as hypothetical. The transcript has a single exon. NCBI's taxonomy places the organism in Eukaryota, Pelagophyceae, Pelagomonadales, Pelagomonadaceae. Gene Ontology annotation, biological process: termination of RNA polymerase III transcription; DNA-templated transcription. The record is from RefSeq and is a predicted model, not a curated record. Gene Ontology annotation, molecular function: DNA-directed RNA polymerase activity; nucleic acid binding; zinc ion binding. The coding region runs from base 1 to 339 and encodes 112 amino acids. Gene Ontology annotation, cellular component: RNA polymerase III complex.